Molecule: messenger RNA, 1469 nt
Organism: Paramormyrops kingsleyae
Lineage: Eukaryota; Metazoa; Chordata; Actinopteri; Osteoglossiformes; Mormyridae
Product: (Lyso)-N-acylphosphatidylethanolamine lipase-like
Biological process (GO): phosphatidic acid biosynthetic process; lipid homeostasis
Cellular component (GO): mitochondrion; lipid droplet
Molecular function (GO): lysophosphatidic acid acyltransferase activity; phosphatidylcholine lysophospholipase A1 activity
Source: RefSeq, a predicted model, not a curated record
AAGCGAGUGCAUGAUGCAUCAUGGUGGUAAAAGUGCACGACUGCAGAUAGAUGUGAUUUAAUAAUAACAAUAACAAUGAUAAUGCCUGUCUCGCAGGAGUGACAGCUUUUGACGAGCUGUCUCUGGUGCAUUGCGAUGCAUGACGGUGCUGAUAAGGAGUCAGAAUCAGGGUGGGGUUGGUGGCCCUCCUGGAGACCGACCUCCAUGUCACUGUUAAAGAGCACAGAGGCGAAAAUCCUUGCCCGUAUUCAGAAUGAUCUCUGGGCUCGUUUUGUCACUCUUCCUACUCAGGAUAGGAUCUGGACUCUUACAGUAACCAGUAGGAACUCUCUGAAACCUGCAGGACCUGUGUCUAAGACACCCCUGGUGAUGGUCCAUGGCUUUGGGGGAGGGGUGGGGCUUUGGAUUCGGAACCUAGACCCCCUGUGUCGCUCCCGGCCAGUCAUGGCCUUCGACCUCCUGGGCUUCGGCCGCAGCUCCCGGCCUCCCUUCCCAUUGGAUGCAGCUCAGGCGGAAGAGAAGUCCGUUGGCUCCAUCGAGCACUGGAGGCGGGCCCUGGGCCUAGAACGUAUGAUAUUAUUGGGUCACAGCCUUGGCGGUUACCUGGCAACCUCCUAUGCUAUUCAGUACCCUGAGAGGGUCUGCCACUUGAUCCUGGUUGAUCCUUGGGGUUUCCCAGAGCGACCACAGCCCGUGGUGGCUGGUGCAGACGACAAGAAGCCGAAGCUCCCUCGCUGGGUGAAGGCCGUGUUGUCUGUUGUCACUCUGUUCAACCCUCUAGCCGUCAUACGUGCGGCAGGACCAUGGGGUCCAGGGCUGGUGCAGAAAUUCCGGCCGGACUUCAAGAGAAAGUUCGAGGACCUGUUUGAUGACGACACCAUGACGCAGUACAUCUACCACUGCAAUGCACAGAGGCCGAGUGGGGAGGUGGGCUUCAGGGCCAUGUCGGAGUCCCUGGGCUGGGCCAGGAGGCCCAUGCUGCAGAGGGUCCACCUUCUCCCCCCAGAGCUCCCAGUCACGCUGCUGUACGGGGCACGCUCCUGGAUGGACAGCAGCACGGGAAGCAGGGUGGCGCAGCUGAGGCCCCGGAGCCACACUUACACUGUGGUGAUAGAAGGAGCGUCUCACCACAUCUACGCCGACCAGCCAGACGAGUUCAACAGAGUGGUGAGGAACAUCUGCGACAGCGUGGACUGAAGGGAAGUCUUGAAGAGACGGGAUGGGGGGAGUUUCCAUGUCUGUGGGGGGGCAGAAGAGGCCUGCUGGCGAUGGUUCAGGAGAGCUGGACAUAGUUGGACUUCACUAAAGUGCCCUAGUCUAAGUGGGAACCUGGACCCCUGCCUGCCUGCUGGAUUUUUCAAUCUUCUGCUGGAAGCCUCUCAUGUGUUUUUGACUAUAAUCCCUGUAUUAUGGCCUCCAUUUCAUAUCCUCAUUUAAAAUUAAAUGAAUAACACAUUGGGUGCCUUUAA